This is a messenger RNA of Talaromyces atroroseus, 1614 nucleotides long. RefSeq lists its product as hypothetical. NCBI's taxonomy places the organism in Eukaryota, Fungi, Ascomycota, Eurotiomycetes, Eurotiales, Trichocomaceae. The coding region runs from base 1 to 1614 and encodes 537 amino acids. Gene Ontology annotation, molecular function: carbohydrate:proton symporter activity. The record is from RefSeq and is a predicted model, not a curated record. Gene Ontology annotation, cellular component: membrane. Gene Ontology annotation, biological process: transmembrane transport; carbohydrate transport. The transcript is spliced from 11 exons.
AUGAUGGAGACUGCAAAAACCGAGGAACAGACCAUUGAGCAUGUUGCCAUGGCUCCCGAGGAAACGAAUGAGACGGGCAUCUUAAAAGGCAGCGCCCCUGUCAUGCGUACUGCGGAAGACGACCUCAGUAUUUGGCAGAGUGUAAGGCGAUACAAGCGUGCCUCCAUGUUGGCCAUGAUUGCAGCAUUUAGUGCGUCGUUGGAUGGCUAUCAGGCAAAUCUUAACAGUGGUGUUGUCUCUAACAAAGGCUUCAUUCGGCAAAUGGCUCCUGCUGGAACAACAAUCAUCAACGGCGAUUACGUCUCAGCAUGGGGAGGAAUCCAGUCCGCUGGUCAAACGAUUGGUCAAAUUUUCCUUCAAUUUGCGACCGAAAAGUUUGGUCGUAAAACAGCUUUUUACGUCUUUGUCAUCUUUCUUAUCGGGAGCGUAUUCACCGAAUCAUUUGCUACUACUCCAGGUCACUGGCUGGUUGCAAAGCUUCUCGCCGGACUGGGUAUUGGCAUGAUGCAAGCUACUUUACCUUUCUACAUCUCAGAGAUUGCGCCAACCCAAUUGAGGGGAUUCCUUAUUAAUGCAUACACAUUUUGGUACGUUUUGGGUCAGCUGUUUGCCUCCGUUGCCCUGAAUAGACUGAAUGCCUGGAGUCCGUAUAACUUCAGAGAUGCGAUUUACACUCAGUGGGCUAUGGUUGGCAUGUCAGUCAUCAUUUUCCUCUUUAUUCCCGAAUCGCCAUGGUGGCUAGUGAGCAAGGGUAAAAAGGACGAGGCAAUCAAAGUUCUACAGAAAUACUUCGGCAAGAUCCCAGGAUACAAUGUACAAGAGAAAAUUGAAGUGAUGGAAGCGACCAUCGAGGAAGAGCGCCGUACUGCGAAGCAAAAUUCGCAGGAAGGAAUGUGGGCGAUUUUCCGUGGCAGAAACGGCAUACGUUUUGUUAUUGCUGCGUGGCCAAAAAUGACACAGCAGUUUGUUGGGUUGACGAUAUUCAAUACUUAUGCGACCUACUUCUUCCAAUAUGCUGGCAGCAACAACCCAUUCCUUGUGUCUGUCAUUCUCUCCUGCAUGCAAAUCAUCGCCAUGCUCCUGACAGCGACACUCACUGAUAAGCUUGGUCGUCGCCCACUAACCAUAUAUCCGUAUGCAGUUACAGUGGUGUCUGUUCUCUGUCUCGGCAUUAUCGGGUGCUUUGAUUAUAAGACAAAGAGUCUCGGUUCUCUUCUCAUUUUCUUUGCCUGCCUGGCCACAUUUUCGACAACCGGUGCUUCAGCUAUCGGUUAUGCCUAUGCAGCAGAGAUCCCCAGCCAGCCACUUAGGGCACGCACUGCAGGCUGGUCUCUUGCAGCAUCUAAUUUGAUCGCUAUCAUGUUCAGCUUCUGUACGCCAUUGAUGCUUGACGGAACGGCCAAUUGGGGUGUCAAAACUGGUUUCUUCUUCGCGGGCACUGGUUUCGUUUCCGUGGUUAUUGCCUGGUUUAUUCUGCCAGAGGUGUCACUUCGCACACCAGCCGAAAUUGAUGAACUCUUUGAGAAGAAGGUAAAUUUCCGUGAGUUUAAGGGAUACGUUACAGAUGUUGAGAUUAUUGCAAGAGCCAACCAGGGGAUAUUUUCAGAGGCAUGA